This is a messenger RNA of Penicillium griseofulvum, 1311 nucleotides long. RefSeq lists its product as uncharacterized. Lineage: Eukaryota; Fungi; Ascomycota; Eurotiomycetes; Eurotiales; Aspergillaceae. The coding region runs from base 1 to 1311 and encodes 436 amino acids. The record is from RefSeq and is a predicted model, not a curated record. The transcript is spliced from 3 exons.
AUGCGCGUGCCAUCUGAGACAGACAUAUCGGCAACUACCGACAUUCAACCAGCACCAAUCACAGUGGUGCGCCACGUGGGAAGUCUAAUCACCGAGCCCGUAACUUCCGGGGAAAACGAUUCGCUUCGGGGAAAUAUGACCGAGAUGGGCUUGGAUUCGGAUAACUUCGUCAGCGUUUUCCAGCACGGCUUUGACCAGAUAACAUCAUGGUAUCCAUUUCCGCACGGAACCUCGACGGAUCUCAAGGAGAACCAGCCUCUGCUCUUCGCCAUGUGUCUGCUAGCAGGUAUUCGAGCAACUGCCGGUUUAAACCGCACUAACUUGCACAUAACCCUUCAUUCAUUGGUCAAGACACAUCUGGGUAUGAAGACUCUAGAUACGCCAAUUGAUAUCUCCACUAUACACGCCAUGCUUAUCUUUAGUGCCUGGAGUUUCGGGCCUCUCGUGCCGGGUGGUAGGUAUAUUGAUAGCUGGCUGAUGAGCAGCACGACUAUCACCCACUGCAUGCUCAGUUUCCCUCUGUCUGAGCUGGUUUCUCUCGUGGGGCUGUAUGAUGAAACAAGUCGCAACAUGUGUAGGAUGUGGAUCCAGGCAUCGCUGGUGCAUCUGAAAUAUGCAAUUGGCACCGGUCGGCCAUCAGUAGUUCCAUGCGAGCGUCUUCAUCAGUGGACAGAGAUUGUCAAGUACCCCGGGUUCGAAACGUUCGACCAAAUUAUCGCAGCAGAACUCAAACUCUAUAUUCACCUGUACGAAGCCAUCUAUCACACCGUCAAAGGAAACAACAUACUGAGAUGGGCACACUCUUGUGUAUCUCUCAUUUUGUCUCGAUGGGAACUGGCAAAGCAGAACCAGGCCAUCUCCCCCGACUCACUGAUGCGAAAUGAGCGUAUCAACGAGCUAACCGAGACGGUCAUUCGCCAUGCCCAGCUAGUACUGAGAGAGAUUCUUGUCCUCUGUACCUCCGAUACUGCAUUCGUUAGACCAACAUACGACUACCUCCUUACCGCAUAUGCGGGUGUCACGCUAGCAGAGUACUGCUCUAGUAUAUCAGAUGUGCAUGCAACAUAUACUUUGAUGGAAGAUGUCCGGACGCAGGCUAGAAUUCCAAGGAGCAUUGAGGGGGUAUUUAGUUGGGCGACGAAUGUUGUGCAGAAGAAGGCAAAGGACUUUUUGGAAUCGAAAGUGGCAGUACCCGACGACACCUUUUAUUCAUAUCCAGGGUCGGCGGCAGAUUGGGCUCCGUUUCGGUUUAUUGACUCGAUGCCCGCUUCUGAUUGGGAUGGUAUGAAUGGCUCUAUGCAACAGUUUUGA